This is a messenger RNA of Parasteatoda tepidariorum (common house spider), 2312 nucleotides long. Its product is annotated as ankyrin repeat domain-containing protein 27. Gene Ontology annotation, molecular function: SNARE binding; guanyl-nucleotide exchange factor activity. The record is from RefSeq and is a predicted model, not a curated record. Gene Ontology annotation, biological process: early endosome to late endosome transport. NCBI's taxonomy places the organism in Eukaryota, Metazoa, Arthropoda, Arachnida, Araneae, Theridiidae. Gene Ontology annotation, cellular component: tubular endosome; late endosome; transport vesicle.
AAACGUUUCUACGCGUUGUAGUUCGUAAAACGUGAAAAAGUGUUUAAGGUUAGAAGGUAUUCGAAGCAACUUAAAAGUUGAAAACGCUUAAAGUGUAACAUCGUAUAGCAAAUUCGAAAAUACUCAAUAUUUGUUUUGAUUGUUGAACACAUAAGUUUUCUUCAAGUACUAUCGUUGCUUUUAUAUAAUAUGAUAGAAAUAUUCAUGUACUAAUUCUUUUAAAUUUAAUUCAUGGCUUUUACUUCUGAAGAUCUUGAAAGUAACUCUUUUUAUAUGGAAUUAGAGACUAAAUAUAGUGAAAAGUAUAAAGAGGCUCAAAAGAAGUUGUGGAUUAUUUGUGUUCCAUGCCAAAAUAGUUUAAAAGGAAGUGCAAUUACUAAGGACUUUGUUGAUAGGCAUAUUUUAAAACCAUCCCCAUUCUUCAAAAGUCAUUUUGUUACUACUGAUUUGAACAAUUCAUUGAAUUUUGAAAUAGAGGAUGGAAAAAUCAAAACACCUAUGGAAUCAAUCUCUAUUCUAAUGGAAGAAACAGCUUAUAAUGAGGACUAUAAGCCUUAUAAAAUUUUCAUCACAGAGAAGCCUUUAUGUUGUUCUAAUAAAGAUAAGGAUGAACAAGGUUGUAAUUCAAAUUUAAGAAAAACUGAAAAAAUAUCUUUAAAUAAAUGUACAGCUUUUCUUUUAUCCUUCCCAGAAUGCCUUGAAGUUAUGAAAUUACUAGAUACAAGGAUUAGUGUUUUUAACUCUUCAUAUAUGAUUCUACCUGAAUAUUUACUAGAUGCUGCUAUUAAACUACAAAGCACGAUAAAUUGGGCUGUCUCUGAAUUUAUUGAGUUUUUAAGUUAUAGACCUGUUAUAGAUUACUCAAGGAAUGAUAUAUCAGCUGCUAUUGAAAAUUAUACUAUGUUUCAUGUUCAUGAUAAAGUGUUUCCUGUUGUGAAAAAAAGCUGCCUUGAGGAAGAUAAAAAAUUAACACAGAAACUUUUAUCACUUUAUGAUUCUCAUGUUACACCCGAUCAACUUGGAGUUCAGGAGGCAUUUUGUUGCCAAACACCUAGUGCUAUUGUCGAAUUAGCAUCAUUAAAUUCUAGAGGAAGUCCUGCAGAAAAGCUUAAUUGCUUAUUGUCUACUCUUGAAGUCUUGAAUCAAGAUGUUGAAAAUUUUUUACUGGAAACAUGUUAUCUUGUUAGAAACAGGGAUGUACCAUGUUUAACAUCAGAUGACUUAAUUCCACUCUUAGCUUUUGUAAUUGUCCAAUCUCGUCCUCAGUAUUUCAUCAGUAAUCUUCAAUAUGUUCAAAAUUUUUGCUGGGAGAAUUCUCCAGCUGACAAGCUCAGUUUUGGUCUAGUUACAUUCCAAGCAGCCAAAGAAUUUUUGAUGAGUAAUGAAUUUGAAUUUUUGAAACCACCAUCAAGAAAGAUGAAGAAAGAAUUAUCCCUUGAAGAACUCAUGGAAGUUACUGUUGAAAUGCAAAAUAAUUCAAAACCGUCUGUAGAAACUAAGCCAAAUAAACUUCAAUCUCCAACUGACCAUCUCUUGGAAAAUGUGACAAAAAUGAUAGAGGCAUCUACUAGAGAUCUUAGAGAAUGGACUAUUGAAAAAGAAAGUGGUUCAGGAAAAGUUGCAUCAGGAAGACAACAAGAAAAUGUUGGGGAUUUUCUUUCAAGCCUCAGGCAAAAAAGUCUUGGUCUAAAUUAUGGAAAACAAUCCUGAAGCACAAAGAAACAUUUCACACAUCAUGAUAGGCUGCAUUUUUUAAAUUACCCUUUAAUGAAGCAUAUUAAACUGGUAUAAACAAGGAGAAUGGCUGUCAUAUGAGAAUUUCUGUGAUGAUAUUACAUCUUGAAUAAUUUUUUUAAUAUGAGUCACUUAGUUAAAGUUAAUAAUUUUGUUGAACUUUUAAUUAACUAUUCUGCACUCUGGAUGGAAUAUUUCAGAGAAUUUUAAAUGUUUAUAUUAUGAAACGUUUUGUAAAUUAGUUCAUUUUAAGAUAUUUAUAUAUUUUUGAAAAAAUAUUGUAAAGUAUUUAUUUGUCAAUUUUCUCUAUGAACAGAGCUAUUAUAAGAUAUUAAGUUGAACAAACUUUUUGCUUUUUAACUUUAUAUUCUAAAGUUUAUCAUAAUUUAUUCCUUAUUAUGCAUUUUUUCAAUAAUUUUUAUAAAAGUUUAAAUUUUCUUUCUGCGGGUUUUAGCAUAAUUUGUCGUAAUUUAUAAAAUCUCUAUUGUCUAUCAUGUAACAAACCUUCAAAAGAUAUUUUAAUCAAAAUUCAAGAUUGUCAAAUACUUUUAAUAAAGUUAUCUGGUAUGUGUCAGAAA